GCUAUUUUAUAAUAUAUCUAAAUGCAAUCUGAUAUCCAGCGAUGCUGUAAAUACUAAGGUUUAUGGACAGCUUUAAAAGGGUACCACAAGUGUGAUUUUGUAGGAAGAAAUAUUUAAAAAAGAUCAUAUAGAUAUCCCGAAGAUGAGUUAUUUUGGAGAUGCUUCAGGAAUUGAGAGAUCUGCAAGAGCAUCAUCUUCAAGAAAAGGGAAGAAGAGUAAUUCAGACAAGCCAAAACAACCCCAAAGAGGCCUUGGUGUUGCUCAGUUGGAGAAGAUUAGGUUGCAUAGUGAAUUAGGGUUUCAUCCAACUAAUAUCCAUCCACAGAUGGGUAUGGGUGACCUAGAUAGAUCUAACAUGGCAUAUGUUCAGUCACAGCCUAGCAGUGACCUGAGGUGGAGUAAUGCAAGCAAUGCUAUAUAUGAGGCUGAACGAUAUGCAAAGCCAGCAAUAACUGCUCACCUCUUCCAAGUUAAAGUAGAGGAUACAUUGAGAAUGAAGGAUUGGAGCGAUUCUAUGGGAUCAAGCAGUCACAAUACUGAUUCAAAUGGCAGUCAAGAACUGGAUUUAGAGCUAAGACUUUCGCUUUAGUUAUAGUGUAAAUUCACUUUGGUGCGGACAUGUAACAAUGUUAACUUGUAAGCACAAAAGAAAACCAAAUACCCUGGAAAUCCAGAUGUUAUGGAUGCAUGUAAUCAAGAAUCAUUCUUCUGAUAUUGUGUUUAUUUGUGUUAAUUAAUCAGCUUUUUUUUUUU
Molecule: messenger RNA, 753 nt
Organism: Helianthus annuus (common sunflower)
Lineage: Eukaryota; Viridiplantae; Streptophyta; Magnoliopsida; Asterales; Asteraceae
Product: protein SPEAR1
Exons: 4
Coding region: 143-589 (148 amino acids)
Molecular function (GO): DNA-binding transcription factor activity
Source: RefSeq, a predicted model, not a curated record